Messenger RNA from Labrus bergylta (ballan wrasse), 1858 nucleotides. RefSeq names its product neuronal differentiation 4 (gene neurod4). Gene Ontology annotation, biological process: positive regulation of transcription by RNA polymerase II; camera-type eye development; axon development. The record is from RefSeq and is a predicted model, not a curated record. Gene Ontology annotation, molecular function: protein dimerization activity; DNA-binding transcription factor activity, RNA polymerase II-specific; E-box binding. Gene Ontology annotation, cellular component: nucleus. NCBI's taxonomy places the organism in Eukaryota, Metazoa, Chordata, Actinopteri, Labriformes, Labridae.
GAUGGCUAUUUGAGGAAGCAGCAGAGUUUGGAUUCAUUAAGACAGAAACGCAAAGACUCUGGACUCAUCACUCAGUUUCUCGUCUUUUCAACAUUUUCUUUUACUUUGCACAGAGCGAGCUGUGAAUCCAAACAGAUCAAAAUGAUGCCCAAACCGUUUGGAAAGAGUGGUGAUGUGAGUGAGCUGGUGAGCUCCCUGGGCUGGCUGGAUGAGGACGGCAGCUCUCAGGACGGAGAUGAAAGCCCUGAGCUGAGAGGGCGACACGACCUAAACGGAGGGAGCCGGAUCCACUCCUGCACAGAGCUUGGUAGUGAGGACAUGGAGGAGGAAGAUGAGGAGGAAGAUGAGGAGGAGAUUGGACCAAACGGAGAAAAUGCUCCCAAAAGAAGGGGCCCUAAGAAGAAGAAGAUGACCAAAGCUCGUCAGGAGAGGUUUCGUGCCCGGCGGGUCAAAGCCAAUGCCAGAGAACGUUCGCGAAUGCACGGGUUGAAUGACGCACUGGAAAGUCUGCGCAGAGUCAUGCCCUGCCACACCAAGACACAGAAGCUGUCAAAGAUUGAGACUCUCCGGCUGGCCCGCAACUAUAUCUGGGCUCUGUCAGAGGUGCUGGAGAGUGGCCAGUCCACAGAGAGCCACGGCUUUGUGGAGAUGCUGUGUAAAGGUCUGUCUCAGCCCACCAGUAACCUGGUAGCUGGCUGCUUGCAGCUGGGGCCCAGUCCCGUGAUGCUCAACAAGCUAGAGGACAAGUGUGGAGGCCCUGGGGUGGGUGGUGUAGGGGGUCAGACCAGCCAUCCUCUCAGCUACCCAUCUCCAGGCCUUCCAAGCCCCCCUUACGGCUCCCUGGAGGCUUCCCAUCUCCUCCAUAUGAAGGGAUACAAGGGGUCUGUGUACGACAACCCCUCCCCUAACGAGUGCAGCAGCGGCACCCCUCCGUACGACGGGCCCCUCACUCCCCCUCUCAGCAUCAGUGGCAACUUUGCCCUGAAGCAAGAGCCUUCUCCCAAUGAGUCAGAGAGGAACUACACAUCCCACACCGGCCACCAUGCCCACUACCUCCCAUCCCACCAUUACCCCUUGUCCACGGCAGGGGGGCCUCAGGGCCAUCCACUUUUUCAGGCCUCUCGUUACGAGAUGCCCCUGGAUGUGGCCUUCGACUCCUUCACUUCGUCUCACAUGAUCAGCUCACAGAUGGGCACACUCUAAAGUGGGAGUGAGCAGUGUAGAGGAUAUUGAAACUGAAAGGGUAAAAGACUUCUCUUGAAUUAACUGCUGUGAAAAGAACAGCUGUGAUACUGACUGUACAGAGAAAAUGGUUUGCAUUUCUGUUGUUUUGGAUUCUGGGAGCUCUAAAGUUUAGAGAAAGACUCACCUCAACUCGAUCUACCUGAUACAAACAUGCACCCAUGACUUUAAAUAAUUAAUGUAAUUUAUAAUUUUUUUUUAUGUUGGUCAUUAUUUGGAUUUUAUUUCUAGCUGUUAAUUUUAUUUCCCCACAUAGUUACUUACAAAAUGACUGGAGAUGAUUUUGCCAAAUCCAUUCAGAACGAGGAUGCCACGUGCGUUUCUGUGAAGUGAUUGGGAUUGAACCAAAACAUGAACACAGUCAGAAAAUGUCUGCAUUUAUGAAAUAAAAUUGAUCAUAAAGUCAUCCAAACUUAAUUGUGCACAACCAAUGCUCCCCUUGGCCAUAAAAAAAACCAAUGCAUUUAUUUAUAUCAGUAUUUAAUAUUUAUUUUGAUAACGUCUUGUCCUUUUUAAAAUAAUUUUCUCAGCACAUCUUUUUUUUUGUUCACUGUCUUCUUGGUUUGGUGUAAGUUACUGUCAUCUGUACUGUAUUUAAUUUAUUUAUUUGAGGUCU